AUGAGCUUACAUACACACACUGGUUGGCUAUCUCACAGAAUGUCUCCACAUGCGUGCGGGGCUUGUCUUGAGGCGGAUGCGGGAUUCACGAUGGAGUGGAAGUUGGGAGGAAGGCCUGGGGAUGAGCGGCAACGCGUAGAAUUCAUUCACGCCAAUGAGACGUGGUAUCGACAGAGAAGUGUACCACUCAUGUCGUGUAGGCUAGCCCUUGCUGCCGCUUUUUUUGGGCAACGCGGAGCUGCCUGCAUACACGGGGAGAUCGCGUUGAAUUUGAGCGCGGGUUGUGCCAAUCAGAGAGCGGCGCUUGGAGCGGGGGCCGGUGAUGGAAGGACACUUGUUUAUGGUUGGCGGGAUUAUUUCGUCCGGCGCUGCGCAGCUGCGCAGCUUCGGCAACCGCCGGCUUGCGAAAGCCGAUGAUGGCCGCUUCGAGACAGCCUACUUCGCACAUUGUGGUGCGCUGGUUGGCCGCUGUUGUGUACGUAGAGGCAAAAAAACGUCCGGUGACUGGCAAGCCGCCGGACGGCACGCAGUGUCGCCGAGAGGCCCGUGUAUAGAUGCCGUAGUAUGCCUAGGCGUUUCAAAUCUUUCAGGGCUCGUCGAAAACGGCACCCGUUUACCCGGUGGGGUGAACGCAUAAGAAAAGGUAAGGCUUGUCUUGCAUAGGAAAGCGACGAGGUUGCGAAGGGCUUUUCCGUUGUGAGUUCACGCAUACCGUGUAUGCCUUGGAUCACGUGAGAUGGCUGCGGGAUCUUAUCCUACGCCCCGCGAGCUUGUGUCGCCAUGGAGGUGUCUGUUGUGUUGUAAAAGGGGACAGUGGUUUUUUUUUCUGAGGAAGCGUGAGUGAGUCCUCCUUUCAGAUCACGACGACCCCCUCACCUUCAACGCUUUUAUUGUGCCCUAAGUCCUUCUAGAAGCGUCCCCUCGUCCGGCAUGGAUUUCCCAGACCGUCUGCGACCGCUCCCCUAAAAAUCAUAUAAAAUCUUCCAUUACUGUAAAAUGUAAAUCUACACUGGGUCCUUCACACGACCCAGAAUACUUUCACGCUAUCCGUAGGGGUAUAUUUUCUGACCGCUGAAAGUAGCAACCAUUAUUUUAGAUACAGAAGUCAUCUACUAAUGCAUAAGAACAAGAAAGCUUCUGAGUCGGUCUCUCCGCCGGAUCAAGACGAAGUUCUCAACUUUGGAUUAGACGUCUUUGCUCUACCGAGCAGUAUAUUCACUGAAGAUCAGCUUAAGCUGCUGAGAGACAAGACCUUGGCUGACAUUGAAUCGCGCAGGAAAGAAGAGAAGUUACCACAGAGUUUUGAGAAGGGGGCAACGAACAACGGCAAGCAUAAGAUUGGAUUAAGGCAGUAGCCGCAGGUUGGAGUGAGAAAAGGAAGAAAGAGGCAAUAUCUGAACUCGAAUACUCUUCCUCAGAAAAAGAAACCGACGAUCCCAUUUGACGAAACAACAGUGUCGAUUGUCCAUGUCGAAAGACUUGAAUUCGAAACCGGACUCCUUUGCUUGCGUUUUGUAAAAUCUCGUUCAGGCAGAAUCAAUCACACAAGCGAGUGCAAAGAAAUUGACUGGAAACGUUUACACGUGUGAGAUCCCAUAAAUCCUUUCGCCGCCAUGAACUAUGAAUGCGAGCGGCAACUGGCAAUCCUGACCUCGCCCUCAGCACAAUAGCAGAGUUAGUCCUCGCCAACAGCAACACUCCAUCCCACUCUGCCUUUUUCUAGUCCCAAUCAUGAAGGCGUCCGAUCUCCUAUCGCUGGAUAAACAGUUCUCAUUCUA
Molecule: messenger RNA, 1778 nt
Organism: Chondrus crispus (carragheen)
Lineage: Eukaryota; Rhodophyta; Florideophyceae; Gigartinales; Gigartinaceae
Exons: 2
Coding region: 1-417 (138 amino acids)
Source: RefSeq, a predicted model, not a curated record